GAAUCCAUGUUUGAGCGUUGCACGUCACAUGACACUGCACAGAAAACAACUUCAGUAAAAACUGGGAACACAUGACAGGACGGUCAGGAAAUAAAUAUUCCUUCAGAACGACGGGUCUUUAAUCUUGACGAACGGUCCCCGUAGCGGGUCACUGAAGAUGAGUUUCUUAUUAUUCUUCCUUGGCGCCAUUCUUGUUCUCGUUGGUGGCAAACAAUGCGAUCUUUCAAGCACUGACCACAAGGAGCUUAUGCUCUCCCUCAACAAGAAGCUGCUGCGCUCUCUGGAGAAUCCAAGCCACCAGUCCAAUCCCAGCGUGCACCUGGCCCUGCGACUUUCCACCCACCAUAGUCAAGCCACCGAGUGCAAGAGUUUGAGUUACCUGAAGACUAAGUUACACAGUGAUCUGGAGAGUUCCCUUUCCGAUGUGAAGCCAGUGACGGGCCUUCUGGCCCUGUACAUCCUGGCUCUGAAGGCCUCCUGCUAUGACCUUGGUGCAGUCAAGCUUAAUGAUAAAAAUCUCAUCCAUCACCUGAAAACUCAAUUGGAGCAGGAGAAGGAUCACAUCCCCACCAAGUCACGACCUUUGACCAGCUACUACCAGUACUCCCUUGGUAUUCUGGCCCAAUGCGUGAGUGGUGUACGGCUGAACCCACACGUGAGGAACAAACUGAUCCAUGCCAUUAAGCAGGGCCACAUCGGUCAUGGGGAGAACCAUGAGGGUGUUGACACGCUGGCCAUGGCUGGAAUGGCCCUGCAGUGCGUGAAGGAGUUCCCCGGGCAGGUAGAGGAUGCAGAACUUGAGGAGGCCCUGAACAUAAUCAAGGAGAAGCUGAAAGGCUCUCAACGAGCCGAUGGGCACAUGGGCAAUGAGUUCAGUACCGGGCUGGCAGUGCAGUCCUUGCUGGCAAUGGGCAUCCAGGUGUCUGAGUGCUCCAUGGAGGCCCUGAGGAACAGUGCCAGGAACGGUGUCUACCACAACCCCAUGGCCAUCUCACAGGUCCUGCCUGCUCUCCAGCAGCGCUCUUACCUGCAUGUCAAGAUGCAGGGCUGCACCAAGGAGGACGACAGUCUAGUGCUGGAAUCCAGGCCUCCUGCUGGGGAUUCUGAUGAUGUUGUGCUGCCUGUGGAGGUGGAGGUAGUCAAUUCAGAGGGCCACCCUGCCUUACACUCCAUUGACAUUCCAAAGGGAUCCACUCUCCUUAAAGCUUUGGAGCUCCUCCAAACGAAAGGGGGCUUUACGUUUGAGACUGAAUCCAGUUUGUGGGGCCCCUUCCUGAGCAUGGUGAAUGGGGUGCAGGCUCGCCAGAUCGACCGCGAAUACUGGCAGCUCUUAUCUGAUGGCACGGCCCUCACUGAAGGUAUUGGUGACUUUAAGAUUGUGAAGCCACAAAAGAUCUCCAUAAAAAAGAUGGGAUUCUGAAAGCAAGAGGAUCCCAGUCAUAUGCACAUUACCAUGCGACUAAUCUGUGCUUCGGCCUGAGAAAGGAUUCAUGUUUUUUUUGUGCUGCAAAAAUGUACUUUUUUCCAAAUUCAAUCAAAGACUGAAAUGUAGAGGUUGGUCCAAUUUUAAAUCAUGCAAACUUUAAAAAAAUGUUAUGCUUGCUGCAAUGAAUUUGUUAUAUUCUCAGACUAGGAUGGUGGCGACUUGAGACAAGUUAUAAUACUUAGUCAUACAAUACUGUACAAUAAUGUACUGUAAUACAUAGAGUGAAUCUAUGUAUAUGAUGAUUAUCAUACAUGCUGCCGUAAAUACUUUGAAAAAGUC
Molecule: messenger RNA, 1765 nt
Organism: Brienomyrus brachyistius
Lineage: Eukaryota; Metazoa; Chordata; Actinopteri; Osteoglossiformes; Mormyridae
Gene: tcn2
Product: transcobalamin II
Exons: 10
Coding region: 158-1420 (420 amino acids)
Biological process (GO): cobalamin transport
Molecular function (GO): cobalamin binding
Source: RefSeq, a predicted model, not a curated record